AUGUGGACUGUUGUACCAACUCGUGUUCAAACUCAACAACCUCAACAAGCUUAUUUACGUCCAAUAAAUAAUAGUUUUGCUUUAUUACCAAGUGAAAAAGUCUAUCGUGAAUGGGAAUAUAAAGAUAAUCUAUGUUGUUGUAAUAAUGGAUAUUAUACAGUUCUUACAGAUAUUCGACUUCUUACACGAUAUCAAGAAUAUAUGUGUUGUGGAGGAUGUUCUGAUCCUGCACAUACAGAUUCAGCUAUUUUUUUACAUAAUAUUGAUCAAAUGCGUGAAUGUCGUGGUGAACAACCAACAUUUUUCUUUCUUCUUUGGAUGACAUUGAUAUGUGCAUGGCCUUGUUAUGUUGUACGUCGUAUAUUUUGUCCAAAACCAAAAUGUCUGGAAGUUUUUGGUUCGUUUGGUUCUGAAAUGAUACGAUUUGAUAAAGACGAUAUGCCAAUAGCUCAAGUUGAUAUUUCAACAGCAAUUAUUAAUACAAAAUUAGUUGGACGAUCUUAA
This is a messenger RNA of Adineta steineri, 504 nucleotides long. The record is from the annotation of a GenBank genome assembly. Lineage: Eukaryota; Metazoa; Rotifera; Eurotatoria; Adinetida; Adinetidae.